Danaus chrysippus (African queen) is the source of this 984-nucleotide messenger RNA. The record is from the annotation of a GenBank genome assembly. Lineage: Eukaryota; Metazoa; Arthropoda; Insecta; Lepidoptera; Nymphalidae.
AUGUAUGUAAACCCAGCUUCAUGUCGUUUGAUGUCCUUCUUUAUUGGCAUCACUCAAGUAUGCUUCAUGCCAGCACCCGUCGGUGACUGUAACACGUGUUGUCCUCGCGACGACGAUAUAGAUAUACAAUAUAAACUAUAUACGAGGUCUAAUCCGAUCAAAUAUGACGUCAUUUACCCAAGGAAUGCUUCUGCUUUGGCCAACACUCGUUUUAACCCAAUGAAACCGACUGUCAUUUAUUUAUUCGGUUUCUCCGAAGCAGUGACGGGGCCCAGUUCGACAAAUAUGAGAAGAGCUUUUCUGAAACGAGAUUUCAACUUUAUCAACGUUGAUUGGUCGAGACUUAUUGUGUUUCCGUGGUAUUUGACAGCAGUUCAAAACACAAGGUAUAUGGGUCACAGGUUGGCGGAGUUUAUAAGCUUUCUUAAUUCUAAUGGUAUUCCUGCUGAGUCUCUCUACGUGAUAGGCUUUUCGUUAGGAGCAGAGGCUGCUGGCUUCGCUGGGAAAUAUCUCAGAUCCAGCGGUUUAAGGAUUGGAAGAAUAACAGGUUUGGACCCAGCGUAUCCCGGGUAUGGUUUUGGUGGCAAGAAUGCUCAUCUUGCUAAAGGGGAUGCCUUGUUUGUUGACAUAAUACACACAAACCCAGGUCUCUUUGGUUUUCCGACGCCGAUAGGGGAUGUAGACUUUUAUCCCAAUCCAGGAUUAUGGAUCCAACCAGGGUGUUGGGUCGAUCAGCUUGUUAAAAAUAACGAGCUCAGCUAUUUUUAUGGCUGUAGCCACAAUCGCGCAUGGCGGCUGUAUGUUGAGUCAGUGAUGAAUCCUAUGGCGUUUCCAGCGACGUUUUGCAGAAAUUACACAAACGGCGACCCUUCUUGUACAUUUGAAGUUGACGGGUACAUGGGCUUCGGAGCCCAGCCAGGGUUGCAUGGUAGAAUGUAUCUUACAACAAGAGAAAAGCCGCCGUACUCUUUAUACAGCCCAUAG